Rhineura floridana is the source of this 6229-nucleotide messenger RNA. RefSeq names its product ATPase family AAA domain containing 5 (gene ATAD5). Gene Ontology annotation, molecular function: ATP hydrolysis activity; ATP binding; DNA clamp unloader activity. Gene Ontology annotation, cellular component: nucleus. Lineage: Eukaryota; Metazoa; Chordata; Lepidosauria; Squamata; Rhineuridae. The record is from RefSeq and is a predicted model, not a curated record. Bases 229 to 5523 code for a protein of 1764 amino acids. The transcript is spliced from 23 exons.
UCCCCUUCAAAGUCACACAAUCCUCGGCGUCCGUCCCGCGCGCGCUUUUCUAGUUUUGCCUGAUUGUUGCCUGCCGCGCGAAUUUCUGACAGGCUUCUCCCGCUGAGUGGCCGGCGAGAGUCAGUAGGCAGCGGAGAGGGGGAGGAAACACGAGCGGUUUCCUCAUGCCUCCGAAGACCUGUUGUCGGCUCUGAGGGACAAUAUCGCCGGCCGUUACGGGGAAGGCAGAUGGUGGGGAGAAUGGCUAUGGCCGCGGAAGCUGCGGCUUCCCCAACCGGCGGAGACAUUCAGCCAUGUAAGAAACGGAAAGAAGAUGAUCCUUCAAUUAAAGCAAUUACAAAAUAUUUUUCACCAUUAGGAAAAAACGUUGAUAGAGUGUUGUCACCACCGAAGUCCAACAAUAUAAUGGAUUAUUUUAAAAAAACUUCCCCCAUAAAUGAGAAGAUUAUUUCACCUGUGACAGAGAAGGAAAGCCAAACAAACAGAUCAUCCUUGGAAAAUUCUUCAAAAGCUUUGUCAAGGCUUAAGAGGAGAGGGAAGAGAUGUAAUUUAAAUCAUAAACUAAAAGAAAUGAAAUCAGUUGGGCAUGACCUUGUGAUAGAAAUUAAUAGCGAUAAUAGUAGAGAAUAUCUCAGUCCAAAAGAAGAGGACUCUAGAACUAGUUUCAUGGGUUACAGUGUUUCUGCGAUGCUUGGGCCCACAAAUGUGGAAGAAAUGUUAAAUGAUUGCAGCAAAAAGCCUCUCAGCACUGUUAGCUACAAAAAUGAAGAAGGAAAAAUGAAGACAGAUGGGGAUGGAAUAAAGAGCAACGUGAAAAGAACAAAGAAACGGAAACACAAAGAUGACAUGGAGUUGUAUGAAAGCUUUUCCGCUGAAAUGCUACAUAAGGAUCAAUGCAAAGAAGUUGAUGAUAAACAACUUGUAUCUACUAGUGGGCCAGGAAAUAAAAGCAUAGAAAAUAUUCUGCAUCCUGAGACUAAUGCACAUGAAACACCACUUUUAAAUGAUUGUACAGUAACUGUAUCAUUUGAAGACUUUCUAAAAAGCCAAGGUGAAAAUGAAGUUGAUCAAAUUCCAGAAGCACAAACACCAGAUAGUUCCAGUGCAUCCUAUGAAACAGUCAAUUGCCAAACUGCACAGCAGCUCCCACUUAAGAAAGUAACUGUCCUUGCACAAAUUCAUUCUGUCCCUCCAAAGUCUCCCUUCUCUAGGAAAAUAGCCUCUAUCUUUUUAAAGCAAAAAACCAAAGAAGCUAAAAGACAAAGCAGUCUGUCUGCCCCAGAAGUGGCAUAUGCUGAGCAAAUUACUCAUAAGCGAAAAUCUAAUGUGGUGAUAGCCGAAGAAGAGUUAGAGCUGGCUGUAUUAGAAACUACAGGUUCAGAGACUGUGAAGUCAAAAUGUACUGCAGAAGAAAGGUACCAGUUUAUGAAAGCUUUUAGACAACCAGAAUCUGAUGCAGCAAAAAAUGGAUCUAAAAAAGGACCUGGUAAACAGAAGGAAGUAGCAGAAAAAUCUUCAAAACACAAACUGGAAAUGGAAGAAUUUGAAAGUGUUUCUAAUAAAAAACUAGGAAAUGAAAUAACAUCUGAUUUUGUUUGUGGUGAUUCCCAUAGUAAUAGUAGCAAAAGGGAUCGUACCAAAGUAAGAAAUAACAAGCUCAGCAGGAAAAAGGUGACACUGGAAGCAAAGGAGAAAGACUUAAAUACUAAUGAAAACCAGAACAAUGAUGCUGAUGAUCAAAUUAAGGGAACCACUUCAAGUGAGACACAAAGCAAAUUGUCUCAGGAAAAGAAUGGAUUGAGAAGUCCACGACAAAAGAAAAGCCAGGGUUCCAUAGAUACUACACCAGAAAAAGCAAGGUUUUCUGGGACUGUUGCUGAAAACCAAUUAGGUGCUAUCCCUGUACAGGCGUCUACUCCCAAAACAAACAAAUCAUUUAAUAAAAGUGACUUGUACAAGGCUGAGAUGAUUACAGAACUCCUUGAUUCAAAGAGCCCAAUAAGGAUGAAAUUCACUCGAAUUAAUACAUCUGAAAGAUUUAUGCAACAAAGUGUUAAGAUGAAUUCCAUUUCUAACAAUGUAUCCAAAGCAAGGAAAUUGGUUGAGAAAGCAAAGGUUUUCCAGCAUAACAAAGCAACAAGGAUUAUUGAAGAAACAUUACACACACCUCUACGACGCUCUUCUAGACAACAAGCCCUUGCUGAAAAGAAAAAGUUACAGAACACAGAAGAGUCAGUGAUUAUUCCUGAUUCAAGCAUCUCUACUGUUUCAAAAAGUGUGAACAAACCAAAGAAACUGCAAAGCUUGAAUGAUGUAUUAGGGAAGAAGGCUGGAAAUGUGAAGAGAACUAUGAAAUCAAACGGCAAAGACAAAGUGUCUUCGUUAAUUAGGAAAAAAGUCCAGAAGCCUACAGAUGAAGCAGCUGCUGUUUUUGAUGAAAGCAGUGAUCAAGAUUCCGAAAAUUCUCAAGAUGACAAGCAGUUCAAAGCAAAACGUGAUUUUUUAACGAGUGGUUUGCCAGAAUCAUUAAAAAGGCAGAUUGCAAAGAAAGCAGCAGUGUUGGAAGCGUAUUCUUCAGCCAACUCCUGUUUUCAAACAGUGGUCCAUGUCCAGCAGAAGGAUUGUGGAUCUUUGAUGUGGAGAUUGACACCACCCUCAUACCCUCUUCUAACUAAUCUGAGAGAAGUAAAUUCUGAAGUAACUGAUAUUACAAAACUUACUUGUUCACUUGGUGAAUUUUCCAUUUUAAAAACACAGCCUAAUGGCACUGAUUCUCCAAUUAUUGUGUCUUCUGGAUGGCGACCAGUUUUUUCUCAAACACAAAGGCAUUGUUUGUUGAAGGAGAUUCAGUCUUCCAAUACCCAGUUUCCUGUGAAACAAUACUUUGAUUUACUCUUGAAAAAACAAGCUGCUUCUGAAAAUAACAAACAAGUAAACAAAUAUGAAGCUGGGACAAAUGCAGGAUCUGAUAAUCGAAAAGAAACAAAAAGAAAACGAAAAACUGAAGAUCACAAAUCCAAAAGAAGGAAACAAAUGGAAAAAACAGAGAUUACAUUGACAGACAAAGUACAUGGAAUGGAAAACAUAAUCCCCACAGUAAAUAUAGAUGAGACAGAAGAGUUUGAGACAAUAAAAAUAGAAGACUCCGAAUUUGGAUCAGAAAUUAAUUCUGUUUCUGAUUUUGCAAAUGAAGACAUGCUCUGGACAGAGAAAUAUCAGCCACAGAGCUCCAGUGAACUUGUAGGAAACACUGCAGCAAUUAAAAAACUACACAGGUGGUUAUGUGAGUGGAAACAAAGAGCUGAUUGGGAAGAAGACAGAACUCCAAAAAAAGCAAAAAGUGGCAGUCAAGAUGAAUCUUUCGACACUCAGGAUUUUAAAGAUGGCAGAUCAGACAGUGAAGAAGAGACUGUUCUAUGCAAUACUAUGCUGCUUAUCGGCCCUCCAGGAAUAGGGAAGACUGCAGCAGUUUAUGCUUGUGCACAGGAGCUUGGCUUCAAGAUAUUUGAAGUUAAUGCUUCCUGCCAGCGCAGUGGAAGGCAAAUUCUGUCUCAGCUAAAGGAAGCUACUCAGUCUCAUCAGGUCGACAAACAAGGUGUAAAUGCUCAUAAGCCAUGUUUCUUUAACAAUUACACUAAUGCUAAAUCACCCAAAAAAAACUCUCCUAGAAGAGAGUGCUCCCCAAGAAAGGCUCCAGUUCCACCCAGAAGAGUUGGAUUAAAGCAAGGCCUAGCACCCAAAACUCUAGCAGGCUAUUUCAAAAUUUCUUCCAAGCCUAAGAACAAAGAAGAAAAGGUACAGGGACACAACAAAGGAAAUACAGAAAACGUGCCUAGAGAAAAAGUGCAGGUCAAAUCAAUAACAAGGGGAACCGGAGAAGAGGAAUCCAGUAAAAAACGUGUAACAUCUCUUAUCCUCUUUGAGGAGGUUGAUGUCAUAUUUGAAGAAGAUGUUGGAUUUCUAAAUGCAGUAAAGACAUUAAUGACCACUACCAAGAGACCUGUCAUUCUUACUACCAAUGAUCCAUCAUUUAGUUUAAUAUUUGAUGGCUGCUUUGAAGAAAUCACUUUCAGUACGCCUUCUUUGAUAAAUGUUGCUAGCUAUCUCCAAGUUCUCUGUUUGGCUGAGAACUUAAGAUCAGAUGUAAGAGACUUUGCUGCUUUGUUAACUGCAAACAACUCUGACAUCAGACAAAGUAUUCUCCACUUGCAGUUCUGGAUUCGAAGUGGUGGUGGCUAUUUGAAAGAAAAAGGAAGAGAGAAAGAAGUAAGUGACACAGAUCAGACUACUUACCUUGAAAAACCAAGUAGCUCCAAGACCACUAAACCUGACCCUCCUGUGAGUCUUCCAAAAUGUGAGACUGGCUGCAUUGAGAGCUUGCUUGGCCUUAACAACAUAUUUUUGCCUUCAGAAGAUUUGUUCUCAUUUCUUAAGCAUGAAAUCACAACAGAAGAAUGGAGUAGACUGAUACAUCUGCUCACAGAAUUCCAGAUGAAGGAUGUGGAUUUUAUUUAUAGUAAUCUUGAAUUCAUUUUACCUUUACCAGUUAAUAUACUUUCAAAACCAUCGCAAAUGACUAAUCCUACAUGUAACACAAUUACCAAAAAAUCUUCAAUAAAUAAGUCUUUUGACAGUGACUGCUUGGAGGAAACUAGCCCUGUGAAAAAGGCUAAACGAACAAAGUGCCAAAGAAAUAUGGCUUUAUUGGAUGAUAGUGAUUUAUUUGAAAGUGAAUUAAACUACUCUGGGUUCAUUACUGUGCCAUCUGACAUACCCAGUUCAUGCUUGGAAGAAGAAAAGGGUAGACUGGAACUUGGAAGUGAUACGUUGGAACCUGCGAGUGGUAACACAGCAGCUCUGAGCAAUGGAGCACCAGCAAAAGCAAAAAGCUCUGUUCCUGCCUACCAGUGUCUAAAUUCAAUCACUGAAUUUGUGGACAAUAUGUCUCUCUUAGAUUAUUGCUUCAACAGGAAGUGUCUGGAAUCAACACAGUUCUGUAAAUACGAGGAAUUCAUUUGGACAAAAGGGAAGAUAAAAAAUGGUCUGUCUGAUGAGUUUAGUGCGGAGCAUACUGACUGGUGGAACUUCCAAAGCUGUAGUGAACUGAAAGCAAUGGUGGAGGCACUGAGUUUUAACGAAUGCUUUAAGAAUAUUUCAAAAAUUGUGGAAAGUAACUCUGAUAAGAUGCCUGGGAAAGAUGAAUUUGAAGAACUUGCACUCCAUGUUUCAGAAGACAGAGCCAAUUUAUACUUUGGCCAGUCAAUAGCUAAUCCCAGCAUGCACCAUAACGCACAGAAGAGGUUGGAAAUAAUCAAAACUGUAUUUUCCAGUAGAACUCCUUUAAAUGUCUGUAACAGACAAACCAUCAUAGUGGAGUACCUGCCUGUUCUCCGCAGUAUCUGCAAGUUGGAGAAACAGAAAGAACGGGGGAAAACGAAAAGAAGAUUUCUCCAUUACCUUGAAGGAAUUCACUUUGAUUUUCCAAGAGAAAUUUUGAACAGCCUGGCAAAUGACUUCCCUUAAAAUGGCUGCCAAAUACCUUUGUACAUAUAAAAUGAUUAAUGUAUAUCAAAGUGUUUAUAUUUUGAAUCUUUUAAGUAUUUAAAAAUGCAAACUGUAUAUAUCUAUUGUCAAGGUGCUUUCCACAUUCAAAAUGUGGAUGACUUUUAUGCUGAAAUGUACACCAACUGUAUUCAGAUACAUUUUUUGAAACAUAUCAAGCCCAUUGCUAAACUGAAUUGACUUUGACCUUUUAGAACGUGGGUUUUGUUGUUGAGAUGCUCAUUCCAUCACCAUCAACAAAUCCAUAUAUUCAGUCAUAAGACUGUGUUUGUAAGCAGCUGUUCCACAUAAGUAGAAUCAUAGAAUCAUAAGUAGUAUGGUGCUACUUACGAAAAGAUUAGCCAACGGAUGUAGUUAAACUGUAAAUGUUUCUGCAGUUUCAUUGCAAAACUGCUUUUGAGUUUGGUUUUGUGUGCACAUGCACAGAGGCCAGUACGUUCUCCCAACAUAGUAAGAUCUUAGAUUACAGUCAAAGGAAAUAGUCGAGUUUUGUAAAUUAUACUUAAAGGUCUUCUGGGCUGUAUAGUAGCAUUUAUCUGUAACCCUGUACAUUUUAUUUUUAUACUGUAUGUGAUAUUUUACUACCACUACACUUCACGUUAUUCUGGAUAAAUUUGGUUUUGUAUCUGCGAUGAAAUAAAAAAUACCUGGAUGGGGUUUGAAACUU